ACGAGGACGUUUACGAUGAGUGUUCUGCUCUCUGCCUUCCAUCAUCACUCAUGGAAGACUCUAAUCCUCGCGAGCCAGCGCUGCAAAACACUGCACCACAUCAAAUCAACGCACGCAUCGUUCAUCAUCCACUCCCUCCACCGCAACACCUACGCCAUCAGCAAACUCCUCACCUCUCUCCUCCCUCUCCCCAAUCUCAACAAUCACUUCCCCUACGCUUCCCUCAUCUUCAAUUCAAUCCAAUCUCCCAAUGCCUUUGUUUACGACACGAUGAUAAGACUCUCCUCUCGAACCUCUCAGCCUCACUUGGGUGUUCGCUAUUUCAAACUAAUGCUCACGGAAGACGAGGGGGUAGCUCCGAGCUACCUCACGUUUCAUUUCUUGCUUGUCGCUUGUUUGAACGCUUCUCUGUUCUCUGUGUGUAAGCAAGUACAUUCCUGGGUGGUUAAAAACGGCGUCUUUGCGUCGGACGGUCAUGUACAGACUGGAAUCUUGAGGCUUUAUGUGGAAGUUGGAGUUUUGUUAGAUGCACGGAAAGUGUUCGAUGAAAUUCCUCACCCGGAUGUUGUGAAGUGGGAUGUUUUGAUUAACGGGUAUGUUAAAUGCGGGUUAGGAUCCGACGGGUUAAUGGUGUUCAGGGAGAUGUUGGGCAGAGGGAUAGAGCCUGAUAAAUUCUUAAUUACGACGGCGUUAACUGCUUGUGCGCAAGGUGGGGUUCUAGCUCAGGGGAAGUGGAUUCAUGAGCUUUUGAAGAGGAGGAAGGGAUGGAUUGAGUCUGAUGUGUUUGUAGGAACGGCGCUUGUUGACAUGUAUGUCAAGUGUGGUUGCUUGGAGACGGCUGUGGAAGUGUUUGAGAAGUUGAGUAAGAGGAAUGUCUUCUCAUGGGCGUCAUUGAUUGGUGGAUACGCGGCUUAUGGUUAUGGUAAGGAAGCUAUUGCGUGUUUGGAGAAGAUGGAGCGAGAAGACGGUGUGAAGCCUGACAGUGUAGUACUUCUUGCGGUGUUAGCCGCUUGUGCUCACGGAGGGUUUCUUCAAGAAGGUAGAGGGGUUUUUGAUGAUAUGGAAGCUCGAUACGGGAUCACUCCAAAGCAUGAGCAUUAUAGUUGUAUUGUGGAUUUGAUGUGUAGAGCUGGGAGAUUAGAUGAGGCAGUUGGUGUUAUUGAAGAAAUGCCGAUGAAACCGCUUGCAUCUGUAUGGGGUGCGUUGCUGAAUGGUUGUCGAACGCACAAGAAUGUUGAGCUAGGAGAACUAGCUGUUAAGAAUCUUCUUGAGUUAGAGAAAGGUAAUACUGAUGAAGAGGAAGCAGCUCUUGUUCAACUCUCUAGUAUUUACAUGACUGCUCAGAGAAACGGCGAGGCAUCUAAGAUUCGCCAGAUGAUUGGUCAGAAGGGAAUAAGAAAAGCACCGGGCUGCAGUGUAUUAGAGGUGGAUGGAAAUGUUACAAAAUUUGUCUCGGGAGAUGUGUCACACCCAUUUCUGCUGCAAAUACACGCAAUGAUUCAUCUCCUAUCUGUUGAUGCCUUGCAGAUUCUGUAGCACUCACUCAUAAACUGCAAGUCUUAUCAGAGGAUGCUCUUGGGUUCUCUUGUUUCUACAAACUGCCUUUUUAAGCAUAUCAAACCCGCAACGCACACUUCCUUUUGAAUGCAUUGUUUAUGUCAUGAUGAACAUAGGAGUGUAGAACUGAUCAAACCUCUGUUUUGGAAAAUACUGGGGACUUGAGAGGGGAUCCUUUGGGUGAAUUGAGCUCCUCAUGAUCAUUUUUUCUUACCAUCAGAAGCUCUGGUGAUAGUGGAGGAGGUGGAGAGGCGUAAAAGCUUCUGGUAGAGUCACUGGUGGUGGUCUCUUCUUUGUGCUUUCCAAAAUAUUAAUGUCCCAUAAAACCCAGUCCUGUGUGGUUGACAUAUGAGGAAAAUCAUGUGUGACUGAGUUCCUCCAUGGUGGUAAGCCGCCAUUAGCGCGAAAAUACUGUCCUUACCUAUUAACCAGGCAAUUCAAAUCUCUCACACCAUUCAUUUUUAAAGAGACAAUGCAGAAAAGAGACUAAGAGGUUGGUGUACCUGGUCUUGAUCCUAACUUGAACACCUUCUCUAAUGGGUUCCCACUCAGUUGACGAGUCUAGUCGGCGUGGCAGCUUUUGAGUUACCCUCUUGCGAGUCAUGCCAAGGAACAUUGGCGUGUUUGAGGCGGUUAGGUUCUUGCCAAAACAGCUCUUUAGACGGAUAACGUUUGUUUCUUCUCAAUCUCCACCGUCCAUCUAGCGUUCAUAGACCUCCCUUUUCUCUGUCUUGGUUAACGGAAUCUUCAUCUGCUAGAAGAAAAUGAAAGCGAUGUGAGCUUUGGCUACCUGAAAACAGGGUCAUCUAGAUGGCCAGAGCUUCAAGAUUUGGAUUGAAGAUCAUUCAUGCGCAAGAUGUUCAGGUGCUUUGUAACUUCGUUUUUAGUUUUCUCUGAUUUGGAUUAUAGAAAAAAAAGAAGUUUGUCUUGUUUCUCUUUUUAUUUGUGGUAGUACUUAGGGAUGUUUCAUAAAACCGAUCCAAACUGAACUGAAAUUGAGAGUACGGUUUGAUUUUUAGUUAUGUUAUAUAAAUUGUGUGAAUGUUAUCUAAUAAAUCAUAGAUAAGACUA
Molecule: messenger RNA, 2628 nt
Organism: Raphanus sativus (radish)
Lineage: Eukaryota; Viridiplantae; Streptophyta; Magnoliopsida; Brassicales; Brassicaceae
Product: putative pentatricopeptide repeat-containing protein At3g28640
Exons: 2
Coding region: 16-1536 (506 amino acids)
Biological process (GO): RNA modification
Molecular function (GO): RNA binding; protein binding
Source: RefSeq, a predicted model, not a curated record